Molecule: messenger RNA, 1008 nt
Organism: Arachis duranensis
Lineage: Eukaryota; Viridiplantae; Streptophyta; Magnoliopsida; Fabales; Fabaceae
Product: glutathione S-transferase T3-like
Exons: 4
Coding region: 1-1008 (335 amino acids)
Source: RefSeq, a predicted model, not a curated record
AUGUUAAUCAGUGCAUGGUUGAAUAUUUCAACCGACCAUAUAGUUGGUACCGACCAAAAGGACAAAAUAUUUUGGAGUCGAAUUCGCAAUUAUUGUGUGGAAUUCAACUCCGACAUAAAAAGGAGGGCAGUUGCAUGUAAGAAACGAUGGAAUAAGAUCAACAAAGCAGUUACAAAAUUUGUUGGCUGCUAUGAUCAAGCUAGUCGAAGCAUAAGGAGUGGUUUGAAUGCUGAUGAUAUGAAGGAGUUGGCCUAUAAACUUUAUUCCACACAUUAUGAAACAUCGUUGGCUGACGAACUCGGUGUGGACUCUCUCGUUUGCCCACAAGGAUCAAAGAAAAGCAAGCAAAAAAGUAAGAAAAAAGCACAAAUGUCUGAAGAUCUUAGCGAAAAGAAAUUAUCGGUUGUUAAAAAACUAUCUUUCAUGGAAGAUAUUAAGAAUGUUAGAGAAAAGGAACUAAUGGAUAGGGAAAAAGAAAGAGAAGAGGAGAGGGAACAUAGAGCAAAGAUUAUGGCAAUGAAGGAGAAGAAGUUACAAAUUCAAGCGAAAAUGAAAGAACAAGAAUUACAAACUCAAGCGGCAAUGAAAGAACAAAAAUUACAAACUCAGAGGUAUAUUAAAGAAAUAGAGAUAAAUGCAAAAGAAAGGAAAAUGGAAAGGAUAACUAAGGAAAGGGAAAGGGAAAUGGAUAUGCAAAUACUUAAUGCUGACACGUCUACAAUGAGUGAAAAAUGUACAGGGAGAGUUACUCCUGUUUUAUCUGAAGCUGACCAGAGAACUUUAAGGAGAUUAAGUAGAGCCGAAAGAGGGAAAGGCAUUGUUGGAGAGGAAGAAUUUGAGGAAGAAUAUCACGAGAUGGAAGGAGAUCCAUCUAAUCCAGGAGGAGGGGUUAACAACAACCCUCAACAGAGGAGAUUACAAACUGAUGCUAUUCCCAUUCUCUCUCAGGGACAAGGCCACUCAAUGGUUGGAAUCCUUUCCAAGGGACAGCAUCAACAACUGGGAUGA